GUGCAUGCCGGGCGCCUCCUCUUCCUGCCUUGUCUUUGCCGGCGGUGACUCUGCAGAUAGCGCCGUCUUUCCUGGACGCCGAGGCCGCCGCGAUGGUCGGGGUGAAGGCGGUGGGCAACGACGCGGACUUCCAGGGCGAGCUGAGCGCCGCCGGGUCCCGGCUGGUGGUGGCCAAGUUCACCAUGAGAGGAUGUGGCCCAUGUUUAAGGAUAGCUCCUGCCUUCAACGCUCUGAGCAAUAAAUACCCCCAAGCAACAUUUCUGGAAGUUGAUGUGCAUCAAUGCCAGGGAACAGCUGCAACCAAUAAUAUAUCAGCAACUCCAACGUUUCUUUUCUUCCGGAACAAAGUACGAAUUGACCAGUAUCAAGGCGCUGAUGCCGUGGGAUUAGAAGAUAAAAUCAAGCAGCAUCUAGAAAAUGAUCCUGGAAACAAUGAGGAUACAGAUAUUCCAAAAGGAUAUAUGGACUUGAUGCCAUUUGUUAAUAAAGCUGGCUGUGAAUGCCUUAAUGAAAGUGAUGAACACGGGUUUGAAAACUGUUUACGUAAAGACUCUACCUAUUUGGAAUCAGACUGUGAUGAACAGCUGCUUAUUACAGUAGCUUUUAAUCAGCCUGUCAAGCUGUAUUCUAUGAAAUUUCAAGGGCCUGAUAAUGGACAAGGUCCCAAAUAUGUAAAAAUGUUUAUCAAUCUUCCUCGAUCGAUGGAUUUUGAAGAAGCAGAAAGAAGUGAACCCACUCAGGCUCUGGAACUAACACCAGAAGACAUUAAAGAAGACAGUAUUAUCCAGCUUCGUUAUGUAAAGUUUCAGAAUGUUAACAGUGUAACUUUAUUUGUUCAGUCCAAUCAAGGUGAUGAAGAAACAACAAGAAUUGCAUAUUUUACAUUUAUUGGAACACCAGUCCAAGCAACAAAUAUGAAUGAUUUUAAGCGGCAUUUCCCUGGCCCAAAGAAAUAAAAAUCCGGAAGAUUUUUGUUCUUAAAUGACCUUUGCUUACACCGCCCUUUUCUCCCUGCUUCCUCUCUUCACCUAGCAUCUCCUUUCUCCUUACCACAUUUUCACUGCUUUUGGUACCAUCAAUUCUUCUCUGCACCUUCUGGGACAGCUUUCCUGGCUCUCUUGUUUUUCUCAUGGACUCAUGUUUGUUUAAUAUACCAUGUUAAAGUUCUACUUUUGUACAUUCUUCUCUUUUUUUUUUUCCUCUUCAUCAUAUGUAUUAUUGUGCAGCUGGAUGAUUCAUGAUUUACUUAGUAUUCAGACCCAUGUAUCUUCAGAUUUUCUAGAGUGAACCCUUAGUAUCUGCUGGGGUUUGGUUCCAGGACCCUUGGUUGAUAUCAAAAAUCAUGGAUACUCAAGUCCGAUUUAGUGUACCUGAUGGAAAAUGGCAAAAUCAAGGUUUGCUUUUUGGGUUAAGUAAAAAAAAUUAAGCUGUGGAUGCUUGAAUCCAUGGGUAAGGAAACCGCGGAUACUGAAGACCGAUUGUAUUCACGUUUUCACAGUGAAGCAUAGAGGUGGAAGAAGACAACUCCUUUUUCAGAUGCAACCCUAGCAUGGGUGACCUGUGGCUAAAUUUUCUGAAUAGGGUUUCAAGCAUUCAUAGUUCUUUGAAACCCUUCAAAGCAGCAGCCUUUUAAACCUUUAACUGUCCUCAUAUAACCUUUUGUAACUACUAAUUUUAGAACAUAGUAUGAAGCAGCCUUAUAUGAAUCAAAUCCUUGGGCCUUACAGCUUGGGCCUUACGGCUCAGUACUGUCAGUACAGCUAAGUGCUGUCAAUUCUCACUGGCUUCAGUUCUCUAAGCUGCUCAGUGGAGGAGAUCUAGACACUGUACCUGGGACCUUGUAUGUGUAAAGUAUGUUGUCUGCUCUUUAAUGCAAUUUCUAUUGUACAGUGGCCCUUGGUAUCCACUGUGUUUUUGGUUCCAGAUACCAAAAUCUACAGCUGCUCAAGUCCCAUUAGAUUCAGUGGCAUAGUGAAAUGGUGUCCCUUAUAUAAAAUGGUAAAAUUAAGCUUUGCUUUUUAGAAUGCAUAUAUUUUUGAAUAUUUUCAAGACAUGGAUGCUUCAAUCCAUGGAUACAGAAGGCCAACUGUGUAUCCUCAAAAUGUGGAUCCAUCUACUAGCAGCCUGUUCAUUUAUGGAGUUUUUACAUUGUGGUGUUUCUUGUGAUGUAGAAGCUUGAAGUCAUGGAAGUCUUUCACAAGAUCAUUUGAUUAUGUAAAUAUUAAGGGAAGGGACUAUCUAAAGUUGUCACUGCUAUCACAAAAAUGGCUAUAUGAGUUAAACCCCAUCCUUACUAGAUAUAGUCAAGCAAAUCAAUAAAAAUAAUAGAGUAGUAUUAUAAAGUGCUGUAAUAAUCAUUACUGCCUUUUUGGUGUUAUCUUCUUAACCUGAAACAUUAAUGAACUCAAGCAUAAUUCACAUCCCUUGAGUACUUCCAUUUCCUUCUGGCACUUUUCAAAUAGAAGUCCAAUCUAGAAUGUGGUAUGUUUGUUGUUCUUACCUUCCUCGUGACUCUAUCAUAGGUUUAUAUCUUGGCAAAAUAUAGCCAGAGUUUGCUUCUCCCUUCUUCUAAGGCUGAAAGAAUGUAACUUCCACAGUCACCCAGUGGGUUUCUAUUGCUGAAUGGGGAUUUGGACUCUGGUCUUCUGGAGUCCUGGUCCAACACUCAAAUCACUAUACCACUUUGGCCCUUUAAUGAUACAUUAUCUAUUGGGUUCUAUCAUGCAGCAUGAUAAUAUUAAAUAAUGAAGUUUGGAAAGAGUUGGCAGGGUUAUGCUGCACAUGCCAUAAUGCAGGCCAGUUUGGAUAGUGUUGUGUAUGAGUUACUUCUAAAUGUGGUAGAACUACCAGUCACAUGUCAGCACUAAUUGAAGUUUCUUAUAAAAAAUGGAAAAAUCACUUUGCUUCUUCUGUAAAGUGUACAGGUCAUAGCAUUAAAAGGUGUACCCAUAGAAAAGAUAUAUCUUAUUGAAGGGAAAUUAUGCUGUUGCUUUUAUGUCUUUAUUAGUCCUAAUGAUUAUGUGUCAUUGUAAAGAUGGAAAUUCCUCUGGCAGUUCUAACAAUGCUGACAAACAAUGCCAAAAUGUUUAAUU
Sceloporus undulatus (fence lizard) is the source of this 3092-nucleotide messenger RNA. It is a transcript of the gene TXNL1, whose product is annotated as thioredoxin like 1. The transcript has 8 exons. Bases 93 to 956 code for a protein of 287 amino acids. Lineage: Eukaryota; Metazoa; Chordata; Lepidosauria; Squamata; Phrynosomatidae. The record is from RefSeq and is a predicted model, not a curated record.